Messenger RNA from Ogataea philodendri, 2295 nucleotides. RefSeq lists its product as uncharacterized. Bases 1 to 2295 code for a protein of 764 amino acids. Gene Ontology annotation, biological process: protein phosphorylation; intracellular signal transduction. Gene Ontology annotation, cellular component: nucleus. The record is from RefSeq and is a predicted model, not a curated record. Lineage: Eukaryota; Fungi; Ascomycota; Pichiomycetes; Pichiales; Pichiaceae. The transcript has a single exon. Gene Ontology annotation, molecular function: protein serine/threonine kinase activity; ATP binding.
AUGCCGUCUUCUGAUACUCAUAAUCAUGAGUCCACCGACUCCUCGGGACAGAAGAAGAACAACUUUUUCAAAAAACUUCAAGGCAAGGCGUUCCAUAAGCAUCAUGACCACGAUUACAGUGACACUGAAAGCAGUGGACACUCCGAUGACUCCUCCACAUCCUCUUCAAAACAUUCCAAAUCACACAACAUCUUUAAGCAUCUGAAACAUCCUGUACAUCAUAGUUCGUCUCUAUCGGUCAACAAGCAUCAUACCGAGCCUCAUGUUUCCAAACACAAACCUUCGAAAACUAGCACCUCUUUGGGUCAUUCAUUGAUAUCUGAGUCCAAUAAAAAUAUAAAUGAAAUGUUAGGCACCUCUGGGAAUGUCAUUGCAUCCCCAAGAGACGUUCCCAUCCCCAAGCCAAGUGCUAAGCUAGGAUUACCGUCUGUUGAUGAUUACAAACCAGCUAAACCUCAAAAGUUAGAGUACAAUCCGUUUGGAGUUAAAAAUACGGGGCUCCAAUUUAGCUCAAGCUCCCAAUCAAAACGGACUAAUACUUAUGACAUGACCGAUGAUGAAUCCAACGUACUACCCUAUCCCGUUGAUAUGCCAAAUGAACAUUUGCCAGCAGAGUUCCAAUUAGAGCAUCAACUCCUGUUUGACGAAUACCAGUUCCCGAAAGAUGAUUCUGGUAAUAUUGGAACAGGGGCCUCUUCUUCUGUGAGAAAGAUACACAAAAUCAAUAAACCAAAAGAAGUUUAUGCGCUCAAGAAAUUCGUUCUGUUCAAAGACGAAACUCCUGAUGAAUUUUACGAAAGAGCUUCCAAAGAGUAUAUUAUUCACAAAAACCUUUACAACGGUCUCCACAUCGUGAAGUGUUACGCAUUGAUCCGAAUUCCGCAUCAGUCCCAUUUGACUAGAGGAUGGGGAUUUGUCCUUGAACUUUGCAAGGCUGAUCUGUUUAGUGUGAUGUCUUCUCCGAACUGGUCGUUGACUUCGACUGGAGAGAAAAUGUGCCUUUUUAAACAGGUUGCGUUUGGAAUCAAGUACAUGCACGAGUGUGAUAUUGUUCAUCGUGAUAUCAAGCCUGAAAAUGUGCUUUUGACUGCCAACGGAUGUGUCAAGCUCACAGACUUUGGUGUCUCUGACUACGGCCACCAGGUCCCAGGGGAUUUUUCUUCUGAUCUAAAACUUAGCACACAGCUUGUCGGCUCACCACCAUACCAGCCUCCUGAAGUGCAAUCGCUUCACGGAGUGCCUAUUCCAAAGAGAAUCCCAUACAAUCCGUUCAGAAUGGACCAUUGGGGGAUGGGUAUCUUGUUAUUUGUCCUAUUCUACGGUGGAAUGCCUUUCCAAGAAUGUUCAAAGAGAACAUGUGCUCAGUUCAGAGACUAUGAACAAUCCUAUUCCCAGUUUUGCUCCAAGAGUCCAAGCUUCAGAAAGAACGAUUACUCGAAAUACCCUGGCGUGGAGUCCAGGUUCGCAAAGAAGUUCCCUGAGGAAGGAAUUGCCAGAAUUGCUUGGAGGCUGGCUGACCCUCAGCCUUCUACGAGAUACACGCUGAACGACUUAUUCAAUGAUCCGGCUUUCCAGAAGGCCGAGAUGUGUGUUGAUGAAAACGAGUAUGAGUGCAACUUCUAUCACCAUCCCGAUUCCAACUUCCAUGGAAAGUUCGAAUAUGGACAUGAGAGUUCGUCCACCGUCUCCCUCGAGUCUGCGAGCUCCGGUCCGCCUUCUCAAACAAUUGUUGUGAGAAGUUCCUCAAAUGUCAGCUCUGUUGCUGCUGCGAGAUCCAAAGAAGGAACACUUCAUUCUGUUACCAAAACCAACAGCUUGCUCGACGAAAAGAAAUUAAAGAAACCCGUUGUAUCAAUGAUUGAUAUGGCGUCUGUGGCGCCAGAGAUGCCUAAACACGAAGAUUUGGAUCCUCCUAAAUCGAGCACUUCAUCGCCGUCGUUGAGUCCGUUUGGUUCUCCUUUGACAAUGCCAACGGUUCCUAAGGGUAACGGUCACUCUUUAGAUUUACAGACGGUUACCCCAAAACAGAAUUCGAUAGCUACUGAUUCAGAGACGGAGAGCGUGGUUCCAGAAAGUCAGCCUGAUCACCAGGAAAAUGGGAAGAACUCUCCUGAGCUGAAAAACGAACAAAUGUCCAGGACAGGGUCCACUGUGACGCUUGACUCGCUAUGCACCAUGGAUGGACUCCGGAGAAUUACUCUCUGUGAUAACGAAAUAUUCAAAAUCAUUCCUUCAGACGUGAUCCGGAAAUGUGGAGGAACCGUCAAAAAUCAUAAUCACUUCCAUAACAGAUGA